Molecule: messenger RNA, 1428 nt
Organism: Micropterus salmoides (largemouth bass)
Lineage: Eukaryota; Metazoa; Chordata; Actinopteri; Centrarchiformes; Centrarchidae
Product: butyrophilin subfamily 1 member A1-like
Exons: 8
Coding region: 121-1020 (299 amino acids)
Source: RefSeq, a predicted model, not a curated record
UGUUUUUUUUUUAUUGUGAAGGCUUUAGUGGGCGUUUGAGCAGACUGGGUUAACAUUCACUCGUACUUCCUCAUUUCAGACAAAAGAGUUUGUUCUCUACACUGGUGAGAGGAGUCCAGGAUGCUGCAACCAAAUAUAGAGUCCAGUAAUGAAGUGUCCUUCGGGACCUGCAGUGUUUUGCUUCUCCAUCAUGUCAUUCUUCUAAUACAGUCUGUUGGAGCUCUGUCAGAGUUGAUUUGUUCACGUCAACCAAUCGUAGCCCUGGCUGGUGAUGAUGUCAUUUUGCCAUGUCACCUUGAACCUGCAGUCAGUGCCGGUUCUGAGACAGUGGUGUGGAACAAACCUGAUUUGGACCCAAAGUACAUCCAUUUUCACCACGAUGGACGACUGAUGUAUCAGUUUCAAAAUCCAUCUUACAAUUAUCGUACAAGACUGUUUGUGGAUGAACUGACUAAAGGAAACGUCUCUGUGAAAAUCUUCAGCGUGAAAAUCUCUGACUCAGGAAAAUACUUUUGUUUCCUUCAAUCAUUGCAGAAGGAAGCUUCCAUCCAACUCACUGUUGGUGUUGUCUCCACACUAAUCAUACACGUUGUCUCAAAUAACAGCAGCAGUGUGGUGUUACAGUGUGAGUCUGAAGGCUGGUAUCCAGAGCCUGAGGUGUUUUGGCUGGACGGUGAGGGAAACCUCCUCUCUGCUGGACCUACAGAGACAGUCAGAGGUCCUGAUGACCUCUAUACUGUCAGCAGCAGAGUGACUGUGGAGAAGAGACACAGCAACAACUUCACCUGUAGAGUCCAACAGAAGGACAUCAACCAGACCAGAGACACUCACAUCCAGGUUACAGCUGAUUUCUUCAAGGAUCUGCCCUCUACUGAUUUGAUUUGGGGCGUCAUCUUUCCUCUUUGCUUUGCAGCCUCUGUGUUAAUAGUAGUACUAUGUUAUCACACACUUACUGACUGCAUCAAGAGGAACAGUAAUAAACAAGUAAAAAAACGAGGACAAACGAGACGAAAACAUUGAGACCGAUGGUUUCGAGGCUCAAAAGGAACCGGAGAACCAGAGAACAACUGAGGAAGACUCCUCCCCAACAAAAUAUGGCCUCUUGGUAGACAAAAAAAGAAGGGGGCCUUAAUGGAAACUGCACUCUAUUCUACAGUCAAAGAGGCUGUCAUGUGGUCGAACCCGACUGCCACAGAGAUUCACACAGCACAGUGACAGAUCACUCAAAACAGGCAGCUGGGAGAUCUGAAGGGGGUGCCUUUGUCCAAAAAUGUAAUUUAGUGAAGUGAAAAAAAGAUAUGUUUGAUAUAUGUCUGUUUUAUUUAUUUUACAUUUAUUUUUCUAUUUGAUUUUAAUUUUUUAUUGCAUUGAAAGAACAUGGUUCAUGUUUUGUUGAAAUUGUGCCUUAAUAAAUACUCAUUUAGAGUA